AUGGCUGCCGGGCUCCGCCUGGCGCUCUUGGCCGCCCUGUUGGCGUUCCUGCCCGCGCCCCUCCCUCGACGCCGAGCGGCGGGUCGCGGAGGCUGGGGGCGCCCAGGAGGGGUCAGGUCGGCCUUGCCGUACAUGUACCUGCACGCGGCGCAGGAGUUUGUGGUCAGGGCCGGCCGCGCGCUUGCCAAGGUGGCCCCCGCGGUGGGGCCCGGCGCGCUGGACGUCCUCGCCCGGGCCGAGAGGGCGCCGAACGUCGAGGAACGCCGCGUGCUGCACAUCUCGAGCCGUGAAAUUGUUCAGGAGGCUCUGCAGGCGAAGUGCGCCAGCCUGUUCCUGAGGGAGUCCAGCGUCGUCACCCAGGUGGAGAACCUCACAGCCGACGUCCCUUUCGGCGUCAUGCUGGCCUCUGACGCCGACGGCAUACAUGCGCACAAGUGCCCGAACCCAUACUCCUGCUCGCUGCCUCGCCACCAGGCGAUGAGGCCUGCAACUGCCAGCAGCAGCACCGCGCCCAAGGCGGGCGGCUGCCCGCUGCUUCUCUCCGCGCCUCCCGGCGGCGCCCGCGGGGCCACCGGCGGCGCCAUGUGCGCCAGCGGCUUUUACCCCGCCGUCACCUGGCUGCACGAGGUGCCGAGCAGCACAUGUGGGAUACCGAAAGCAGUGUCAUGGACAGGCUUGGUGGGGCGACUCCGUCAGCGUGUUACUGCUGAGGGCGGGGAAGGCUUCUGUACAACGGGGAACGAGGAACACGCAGCACAGCUUGAGAGACGACGCGCGUGUCGUAAAAGCUCACUAUCCCGCCCGAGCGCCGUAGACCAUCGCGUCGGAGGCUUGCGAAGACGGCCGCUGGUCGGACCCCACGCCGGGAAGCGUGGCCUGGGGCGGCCCUGCUUCUUGCACUCCUCGGGUCAGCAGCGGCGCGCGCCGUCUCUCGAGCUGCGCGUGCUAGGUAUACAGCAGCAGCAGCAGCAGCAGCAGCAGCACGCGCACGGGCGGGCCGACGGGCGUGCCCCCGAGGGCGUUUCUCCUCGCCCUCCGAGGCACUGCUGCAACUUCCCGUACCGGCACCUCGUGCUCAACGCGGCCGAGGCGGGCUCACUCUUCACGCUCAGCGUCGGCAUGGUGCUCUCGGGGCUGCUGGCCGGAGGCGGGUGGUCACUCACCCCUGGCUUCAGGAGCAGUCUCAUGGUUGGCAUUGCAGCCCUGUUGAUCCUGUACUUCCUCGGGCUGGUGGGCCUCUGGGUGAAGGUCAAGUUCUUCUGGGCCGAUGACGGUAGCGAAGAGGCGUUUGCAGAGGACCCGUGCGACGAUGAUCAUCGCGAGAGCAAUGCGUCUUAG
Messenger RNA from Prorocentrum cordatum, 1338 nucleotides. The record is from the annotation of a GenBank genome assembly. NCBI's taxonomy places the organism in Eukaryota, Dinophyceae, Prorocentrales, Prorocentraceae.